AUUUUAUAAUUUGUAUUCCUCAGUAUCCUAAAAGAUAUAUUUAAUUAUAAAUGCAAGACUGAAUUAUGAUUGACGACUGUAUUGUCAAUUUAAAAUUGUAUAUCUAGUAAAAAAACGGAUCUUCCUUCAAACGCCGGUUACUAUUGAACGAGGUUAGCGAUCGUUCUGUAUUUUUGAAUCACAAACUUCAUAUCAAUGACUGCAGCUUUAACAAUGCUGUUAAAGCAAACACACGUUUCAUUGUUACGGCAUGUAAAAAGUAUUUUAAAACGACAUGUACAAACGGGAGAAAAUAUUAAAACCAAAAAAUAUGGUGCCACUGUGUUAUUGCCGCAAACAAAAUUUCCAAUGCGACUUAGUGGUAAAAAACGAGUUGAUAUGGACAAUUAUUUAUUAGAGAAAUGUGGAUUCUCCGAAUUGUAUAGUUGGCAAAGAGCCAAUUGUAACGGACCUGAUUUUGUAUUACACGAUGGGCCUCCUUAUGCGAAUGGAGAUCCUCACAUGGGACAUGCUAUAAAUAAGAUCCUGAAAGAUAUCACUAUUCGAAGCAAAGUGAUACGUGGUCAAAGAGUGCACUAUGUACCAGGAUGGGACUGUCAUGGUCUCCCAAUUGAACUGAAGGCUUUAAACAGCAUGGAUAAUACUGAGAAGAACUUAGCACCACUGCAAAUCAGACAGCAGGCCCGCAACUUUGCCAAGAAUGCGAUAGUGAAGCAACGCGAAGUUUUUUCCUCGUGGGGUGUUAUGGCUGAUUGGAAGGAAACUGGCAGUUACUUUACUAACCAGACUUCAUAUGUAACAAACCAGUUGCGCCUGUUUCAACAAUUGUACGAAAAGGGUCUGAUUUUUAAGGACUUUAAGCCUGUUCAUUGGUCGCCUUCUUCGAGAACAGCUUUGGCAGAGGCUGAACUGGAAUACAACAAUUUCCAUAAAAGUACAUGUGCUACCGUACGAGUUGCGGUUUGCGAUUUGCCUUUGGCAUUACAGAGUUUUCAAGGUCGUCGAGUAUUCGCUCUCACGUGGACAACGACUCCUUGGACUCUGUUGGCUAAUCAGGCUUUGGCGUAUCAUUCUGAUAUCAAUUAUUGCAUAGCGGAAGACGCACAAGGAAAUCUAAAUAUUGUUGCUGAAGACCGGCUGAAUAGUUUAAUUGAAAAAAUUGGACCUUUGAAGAAAGUAGCAUCCAUGACUGGGAAUGAACUUGCUGGAGCAAUGUAUCUUCAUCCAAUAUCUGGGAAUCCUUUACCAUUUUUACAUGGAAGUCAUGUGACAACUACUCUGGGUACGGGUUUGGUGCACACCGCACCUGCUCAUGGCUCAGAAGACUUUUUGGUUGCUUUGGAGAACAAUAUACCAGUUAUAUCUCUUGUGGAUGAAAGCGGUCGGUACACCUCAGAAGCUGGAGGGGAAUUUGCUGGAUUGUUUGUGUUGACCGAAGGUUCCGAAACUGUAUUAAAACACAUAAGUGAUAAUGUAUUGCAUACAGAAAUUAUCGAGCAUAGUUAUCCAUAUGAUUGGCGCACGAAGAAGCCUAUCAUAAUGAGAGCCAGUCAGCAAUGGUUUAUCGAUACUGCUGCUAUAAAGCAAGAUGCUUUGAAUAGUCUGACCGGCGUGAAAAUAUAUCCAGAGGUGAGCAGCCAAUCCUCCCGUACAGCGUUGUUAGGUCAAGUUGAAAAGAGACCUUACUGGUGCAUUUCUCGACAACGUGUAUGGGGCACGCCUAUACCAGUCUUGUAUAACAAAGAUACUGGAGAUGUAGUUACGAACAGAGUUUGGGUUGAGAGACUUUGUAGCUUGAUUGAGAAACAAGGACCCGAUUGCUGGUGGCAGUUGCCUAUUGAGAAACUGGCAGGGCAUCAGUUACUGGAAGAUUUGAAAUUGGAUGGUUCUCAAUUGGAAAGGGGACAAGAUAUACUAGAUAUUUGGUUCGACAGUGGUAUUUCUUGGUCCACCGUUUUACCGGAAAAACAAGCUGACCUUUGUUUGGAAGGCAUAGAUCAGUUGACUGGUUGGUUUCAGUCAUCAUUGUUAACAUCGGUGGCGCUUCAGGGACGUCCGCCAUAUAAAGCAUUAUUUAUUCAUGGAUUCGCUGUGGAUGAGAAAUCUCAUAAAAUGUCAAAGUCCAUUGGAAAUGUUGUGAAUCCGGAGGAAGUGACAAGAGGUGGGAAAGACUUGAAGAAAAAACCGGCAUUCGGCGUGGAUACUUUGAGGUGGUGGGUAGCCAGUCAUGGCAGUCAACACAGUCAAGUUCCGGUUGGAAAUAAUUUACUGAGCGGAAGUGCUGACGAUGUUCAAAAGCUUAGGCUAAUUUUGCGUUUUCUAUUGGCCGCUCUGCAUCCGUAUACUUCUUCUAGUGCUGUCGAGCCACAAUACUUGUAUCUGGAUAAAUUUAUGCUAGAUCGACUGUACCAUUAUGAUAAAAAGGUAAUGAAAUUCUACGAUGAAUAUCAGUAUCAUCAUGUUUGUAAGACUAUACUACAUUUUGUCACCAAUGAUGUGUCAGCCGUGUUUUGUCACCUGAUAAAAUAUAGACUUUACUGCGAGGCAUUGACAUCACCUUAUCGUGCAGGGACUGUCGAUGUAAUUGGUGAAAUCUUAGCAGUUCUUGCAAGAUCAAUUGCACCGAUUCUGCCACAUCUCGCAGAAGAAGUUUGGCUUCAUCAUCCAGAGAAUCUGAGUUCGGUACCACUGUUCCACUCUUCACAUAAAAUACCGGAAAGCUGGAAACAGCCACAAGUGGUGAAAGUUAUUGAUGCCGCGUUACGCCUCAAGGCUGAGCUCAAUAAAGAAAACAAAGUAAACACUUGGCAGUUAGCAGCAACUGCCAUUGUUGACUCCAACGAUUACUCCUUGUUAUCUGUUUUACAGAAUGAAAAACAAUCCUCAGUAUCUGAACUUUGUGACAUUUUGCAAGUGUCAUCGUUGGUCUUGGUUGAAGGUAAGGAGAAAGGUAUAACGGUGGAAACUGAACCGACGAACAAAUCACUCUGUCAAAGGUGUAGAAGACAUCCCGAAUCAGAGCCAGGGGAACCAUGUACUCGCUGUGCAAAAAUUCUUGCUGUAAAUAAUGGAUUAUAAAAUCCGGUAUUUCUAUUACCUAUUUUCUCCACAAUUUUUGUACUCAGAAUUCCGUAAAGUAAAAUAGAACAAUUAUAGUGAUACGAUCAUA
Cephus cinctus (wheat stem sawfly) is the source of this 3169-nucleotide messenger RNA. RefSeq names its product isoleucine--tRNA ligase, mitochondrial (gene IleRS-m). Bases 196 to 3078 code for a protein of 960 amino acids. The transcript is spliced from 16 exons. Gene Ontology annotation, molecular function: ATP binding; isoleucine-tRNA ligase activity; tRNA binding. Lineage: Eukaryota; Metazoa; Arthropoda; Insecta; Hymenoptera; Cephidae. Gene Ontology annotation, biological process: isoleucyl-tRNA aminoacylation. Gene Ontology annotation, cellular component: cytosol. The record is from RefSeq and is a predicted model, not a curated record.